AUGAUUUUAGGAGACACUCGAACAGUUGAAGUCACACCUCAAGACUCUCGAACGACUGUCACUAGUAAUAGUUCGGAAAUGGAAAAUAUCGAUGAAGGACAAUCUGACAAUGUUAUCAAGAUUCCAAAGAUUGAGGAAAACAUUUUAAAACAGUUUACUCGCGAAGAGGCUAUGAAUGACGCCGAAAACUUUGCAAUAGAACAUGGCCUAGUGGAACAUACGUCCCUCUUUCGUCGUGCUGCACUAGCCGCUCGCGAUGGUGACAAGUAUGAAUCGAUUCCCGAGUUAACUGAAGAAGACCGAACGGCACUAUUUAACGAGAUUCAUCAUCGAUGGAAGCAACCGUGGGCUCUCUAUUUCAUCGCAGCUGUUAAUGCUAUGGCAGCUGUCGUGCAAGGAAUGGAUGAGACCGUUGUCAAUGGUGCUCAAUUGUAUUACUUUGAAGAAUUCGGAAUCACUAAUAGCUGGCUUCAAGGUCUUAUUAAUGCUUCACCAUAUCUUGCUUGUUUCACAAUUAGUGUUUGGAUGACUGAACCGAUGAACAACUUUUUCGGUCGUCGCGGAACGAUCUUCAUAAUGUGUAUCGUUGCUGCUGUCACAUCGAUUUGGGAAGCUGUCUCACAUUCUUGGGUCAACCUAAUGAUCGCUCGUUUCUUCCUCGGUAUUUCUAUUGGUGUCAAAUCCACUACUGUGCCCAUAUAUACUGCCGAAUCAUCACCACCAGCUAUUCGAGGAGCACUGACUAUGCUUUGGCAAACAUUUACUGCUUUCGGUAUUAUGCUUGGUUAUAUUAUGGACGUCGCAUUCGUCAAUGUCCGCCCAGACAUAUACCUCAAUUGGCGUCUUAUGCUGGGAAGUACUUGUGUCGCUCCAGUUGUAGUUUGCUGCAUGGUCUGGUUUGGACCUGAAUCUCCUCGUUGGUACAUGAAGAAGAACCGUUGUUCUAAAGCUUUUCAAUGUCUUCUCCGUCUCCGGGGGGUGCCUCUUCUAGCCGCUCGUGAUCUUUACUACAUGCACGUCAAUAUUCGCGUCGAAAAGAAUAUGAAGGCUGGUCGCAAUUUGAUGAAAGAAAUGUUCAACAUUCCUCGUAAUCGUCGCGCUGCACAAUCUUCUUUUCUAGUCAUGUUCAUGCAACAAUUCUGUGGUGUUAACAUUAUAAUGUACUACUCUUCUGUAAUUUUCGUUAACGCUGGUGUUUCAGCUAAUACGGCUAUCUUAGCUUCUCUUGGUGCUGGUAUUCUCAACUUUCUUUUUGCUCUUCCUGCUGUCAAGAUCAUCGAUACUUGGGGCCGUCGUCCACUACUUUUAUGGACGUUUCCUAUCAUGUCAAUAUGCCUCUUUUUUACCGGUUUCUGCUUUUGGAUUGAAUCUGAAAGUGUACGACUUGGUCUCGUCGUACUCGGUAUCUAUCUUUUCAUGAUUGCCUAUUCUCCUGGUGAAGGACCAGUUCCAUUUACAUACGCUGCUGAAGCCUUUCCACUAUAUAUUCGUGAUUUUGGUAUGAGUGCAGCCGUAGCGAUAACAUGGGGAUUUUCUUUCCUCUUGUCAGUUUGCUGGCCUUCGAUGUUAAUAACUUUCAAGCCUCAAGGUGCAUUCUCAUUUUAUGCGGCAUGGUGUCUCAUUGGAUGGGUAGCCAUUUUCUUCAUAUUACCUGAAACUAAAGGUCGUACUCUGGAAGAGUUGGAUCAAGUCUUCAGUAUUCCUACACGUACGCAUGCCAAAUACCAAUUACGCAUGUUGAGACGCCGAAUUGGAAAUUUGUUUGGAAGUAAAAUAGAAAUUCAGGGAGAAGAAACUUUAUCUUCAGUCCCGUAG
This is a messenger RNA of Adineta steineri, 1815 nucleotides long. Lineage: Eukaryota; Metazoa; Rotifera; Eurotatoria; Adinetida; Adinetidae. The record is from the annotation of a GenBank genome assembly.